CCGAGAGUUGUCUUUCCGCCGCCGCUAUGCUUGCCAAAAUGACCAAUUUCGGUCUCGUUCUUCAACUCCCGUGUCGUAGACUGCCUCGUUCUCCAAAAUUGACGCGUCAUCUUUCAGGAGGGCAAGAUUGAAACCGAGACAAAAACACAACUACUACUAACUUAUAAAUACCCAACGAUGUAUGGACGUGGUAAAGUUGAAGCCGCAUAACAGCACGCAUAAGCAGAAGACCUUCACGCACUCAAAAGAAACAUGAGACUCACGACCAUCAUCGCAACGUUCGUCGCCUUUGCUGAAGCAACCAGCAUUCCCAGCACCGGCACUACCUCGCUGAGAGAAGAGGCCACAAAGAAUAACCUGCUCUUGGGGUCUGGGGCUAUCAAUCCAUCCUAUCUCAACGACUCUCAGUUUCGUGCCGUCCUUUCCAAGCAGUUCAACAGUCUCUCCCCUGAGAAUGAGCUGAAGUGGACCUUUGUCCAUCCUGCCAAAUGCCAAUAUGAUUGGCACAAGCUCGACCGUCUUGUCAAAUUCGCUGAUGCCAAUAACAUGAAAGUCAAGGGCCAUGGUCUUCUUUCGCCAUGCUGUAACUCAGAUUACCUCCUCAACAUAAUUUCCCCUGAAGCCCUCCGUGCUGAAAUCACCAAUCACUUUGAGGCCAUUAUGCAUCGGUACCGCGGUAAGAUGGAUCGAUGGGACGUUGUCUCCGAGGCCCUCAAGACCAACGGUAGCGGUUUGGCACCGAACCACUUUUACGACACCCUAGGUCCCGGUUGGGUUGAGGACGCCUUUCGCAUAGCCCGAGCAGCAGACCCAGACGCCAAGCUGUUUCUCAAUGAGAAUCUCGUCGAGGUGCAACCAAAGAAGCGUCAAGAACUUUAUGACAUGGUUUCUGCACUCGUACACAAAGGCGUCCCUAUCGAUGGGAUCGCUCUGCAGAUGCAUAUCACCCUCGAGCCCUUGGUACCUGGUGUCAUUCGAGAAAUGGUUGAAUCUUACAGAGCACUUGGGCUCCAGGUUACCAUUGCUGAAAUGGAUGUUCAUACGUAUAACGCAACGCAACAAGCCGAGAUAUAUGGCGACACCGUCAAGGAAGCUCUAGACGCAGGCAUCACUGAUAUAAGUUUCUGGGGCUUCACGGACAAGCACUUGUACACGUGGCUCCCGGGAGCCAAGCCGUUGAUGUUCAACGAGACCUAUUACCCCAAGAGUGCUUUCUACUCAACCCAUAGUGUCCUCACUGACUUUAAUGAGAGGUUAUGAGUAAAUCGGCGAUGGGGGCUCAGGUCGCC
Fusarium odoratissimum NRRL 54006 is the source of this 1289-nucleotide messenger RNA. RefSeq names its product glycosyl hydrolase family 10. The transcript has a single exon. Lineage: Eukaryota; Fungi; Ascomycota; Sordariomycetes; Hypocreales; Nectriaceae. Gene Ontology annotation, molecular function: hydrolase activity, hydrolyzing O-glycosyl compounds. The record is from RefSeq and is a predicted model, not a curated record. The coding region runs from base 253 to 1260 and encodes 335 amino acids. Gene Ontology annotation, biological process: carbohydrate metabolic process.